AUGUGGCUAGUCUUUUGCCGUAUCGUUCCCACAUCAUCAUGCAACAUCCAUGAAUUUCUAGUCAACAAGGUUAAAAAGGCACCGCUUCAUUGGCUCACGUCAACCGAUUCAGGGAUCAUCCUCAAUCGCUUCAGCCAAGACAUGACUUUGAUUGAUCGAUCACUUCCAGGAGAGUUUCUGAAAACUUCCAAUAACUUCAUUCAGUGUGUGAUGAGUGCGGCAUUCAUCUGUGUUGGUGCAAAGUUUAUGGCUCCUCUCAUUCUACUUUCGGUUUUUGCAAUCUACUGGAUCCAGAAAUUCUACCUUCGCACAUCGAGGCAACUCCGCCAUCUGGAUCUAGAAUCAAAGUCACCCUUAUACACGCAGUUUACCGAGACACUCAAUGGUAUCAUCACGAUUCGUGCUUUUGGCUGGCAACACAGCUUCCAAGAGGAGUACAGAAAACUACUUCAGGAAUCCCAGAAACCUUACUAUUUCCUGUUUGUUGUUCAACGCUGGCUGACCCUAGUAUUGGAUCUAGUUGUCGCGGGUGUUGCAGUCAUGCUGGCCGUUUUAUCCGUUUUCGUACCUAACAUUGGGCCAGUCGGAGUCUCCCUUAUCUCCUUGAUCACCUUUAAUCAGCAGCUCGCUGAGCUCAUCAACUUCUGGACAUUGAUGGAGACAAGUAUAGGUGCUAUCACUCGAGUUCGGAGCUUUGAGAAAGUUCCCACUGAAGAUCUUCCUCUGGAGAAUCAGGAUCCACCUUCUACGUGGCCAUCAGAGGGUUCCAUAAUCUUUCAAGGUGCCGACAUGGCGUACAAACCAGGUGCAUCUCCCAUUCUUCGACAAAUAUCAUUGUACAUCCCUCCUGGAUCCAAGCUCGGGAUUUGUGGACGCACAGGAAGUGGCAAAAGCUCACUCAUUCUCGCUCUUCUUCGCAUGGUGGAAGUACAGAGCGGAGACAUCAGCAUUGAUGGCAUUAGUCUACAGUCUUGCCCUCGCGACACGAUUCGCAGCAGAAUGACCGUCAUACCUCAGGAGCCUAUUCUAUUUCCAGGUACUAUCAGAGAGAAUAUUGCGUCAUUCAAAGCAAUUGAUGAUGACAAAGUCCUUGGGGCUCUAGAAAAGGUGGAGUUGAGGGACUAUGUAAUGGCACAUGGAGGUCUAGAUGCGAGGAUAUAUGAUCUGCCAUUGUCUGCGGGCCAACGCCAGCUCAUCUGCCUAGCAAGGGCUAUCACCAUGAAACAGAAAAUCUUACUCCUGGACGAAGCUACAAGCCUUGUGGAUGAUGAGACGGAUCGACUGAUGCAACAGGUAAUUCGAAAGGAGUUUUCGGGGUGUACCAUUAUUGUAGUUGCACAUAGAGCUCAUACUCUCUUGGACUUUGAUCGAAUCGCUGUCAUUGACGAAGGCAGAGUUGCUGAGUAUGACACUCCGGAUGUGCUACUUGGAAACCGUGCAUCCAUCUUCGGACGUCUUUGUGACCAGACAAAAUCAUCUUUACUUUGA
Penicillium odoratum is the source of this 1488-nucleotide messenger RNA. Its product is annotated as multidrug resistance protein MDR. Gene Ontology annotation, cellular component: membrane. Bases 1 to 1488 code for a protein of 495 amino acids. Lineage: Eukaryota; Fungi; Ascomycota; Eurotiomycetes; Eurotiales; Aspergillaceae. The transcript has a single exon. The record is from RefSeq and is a predicted model, not a curated record. Gene Ontology annotation, molecular function: ATP hydrolysis activity; ATP binding; ABC-type transporter activity. Gene Ontology annotation, biological process: transmembrane transport.